CACAUUUUGUCAUUUUUUAAUGACAAACAAUGUUGCAUAUAAGUAUUAAGAAGGGAUCCAAUUGUGGUCACUGAAGUUUUAUUUUAUUAAAUUAUAUCUUUUAACCCCCUUAUUAUGUGCUAACCGUGUUAAUUAGAAAAUAUUCAAAAUGACUGACGAAGUAAUAAAACAUUCUGUGCACACGUUGGUGUUUAGAUCACUUAAACGAUCACACGAUAUGUUUCUCUCAAACCAAAGUAUGUUGCCGCCAAUCGAUGAAAAAGCAGAAAAGAUAUUACGAGGAAUUAAAGCGAGGGACAGUUAUGGGCAAGUUAUGACAACAGUACAAAAGGCACAAGCAUUCAAACAACUGGAGACCAAGAGCCAGCCUGAGAUCCCUCAUGACACAGACAUAGCGGAGUCUGCGGCGUUGGGCUGCGACGGCGCCAUGUUGCCGGCCUCAGGUCCUAGCGCGGCACCAGGUCCGGUGACGCCGACACCCCCGCGCCGCGCCGCCGCCCCCCGCCCUCGCUGGCACGCUCCCUGGAAACUGUUCCGCGUCAUCUCCGGUCACCUGGGCUGGGUGCGCUGCGUCGCCGUGGAGCCUGGGAACGAGUGGUUCGCGACCGGUGCCGCCGACAGAGUCAUCAAGAUAUGGGACCUCGCCAGCGGGAAGCUCAAAGUGUCUCUCACCGGUCACGUGAGCACAGUCAGAGGUCUGGAGGUGUCGGCGCGUCACCCCUACCUGUUCAGUUGCGGCGAAGACAGACAGGUGAAAUGUUGGGACCUGGAAUAUAACAAGGUGAUUCGUCACUACCACGGCCACCUGUCGGCCGUGUACUCUCUGGCGCUGCACCCCACCAUCGACGUGCUGGUGUCGGCGGGCCGCGACGCCACGGCCCGGGUGUGGGACGCCCGCAGCAAGGCCAACGUACACACCCUGUCGGGCCACACGGACACGGUGGCGUCCUUGGCGUGCCAGGCCGCCGAGCCGCAGGUCAUCACGGGUUCGCACGACGCCACCGUGCGCCUGUGGGACUUGGCGGCCGGCAAGUCGCUGUGCACGCUCACCAACCACAAGAAGUCGGUGCGCGCGCUGGCUCUGCAUCCCGCGCUGUACACGUUCGCGUCCGCGUCGCCAGACAACAUCAAGCAGUGGAAAUGCCCGGACGGCCGCUUCAUCCAGAACCUGUCGGGCCACAACGCCAUCGUCAACUGCCUGGCCGUGAACAACGAGGGCGUGCUGGCGAGCGGCGGCGACAACGGCUCCAUGUUUCUGUGGGACUGGCGCACGGGGUACAACUUCCAGCGCCUGCAGUCGGCCGUGCAGCCCGGUUCCAUGGACUCGGAGGCCGGCAUCUUCGCGCUCGCCUUCGACCGCUCGGGCUCGCGCCUGCUCACGGCCGAAGCCGACAAGACCAUCAAGAUAUACCGUGAGGACGACGCCGCCUCGGAGGAGACGCACCCCGUCAACUGGAGGCCGGAGAUCAUCAAGAGGAGGAAGUACUAGGGACCUUCCCACUCUUAUCAAUAAAUAUUUUUGACAGAA
This is a messenger RNA of Danaus plexippus (monarch butterfly), 1528 nucleotides long. It is a transcript of the gene Tango4, whose product is annotated as pleiotropic regulator 1. Gene Ontology annotation, biological process: mRNA splicing, via spliceosome. The coding region runs from base 149 to 1489 and encodes 446 amino acids. The transcript has 6 exons. Gene Ontology annotation, cellular component: Prp19 complex; catalytic step 2 spliceosome; precatalytic spliceosome. Gene Ontology annotation, molecular function: protein binding. NCBI's taxonomy places the organism in Eukaryota, Metazoa, Arthropoda, Insecta, Lepidoptera, Nymphalidae. The record is from RefSeq and is a predicted model, not a curated record.